AUGGUAAUUGAGAAUGCAGCCGCUUUUUCAUCGAGUGCUUAUUUAAGGAAACGAAAGCAGGCUGGGAGGGAAGUCGUUGAUGGGACCGAAGAUGCAAAUCAUCUUAGAAGGAAACAAUUGAAACCUUUAUCUUUGCAAGAACACAAUCCAACAUCACACACAGACUCGGGAAUCAAGAAAUUGAACGGUGCUAGUCAGCUCAGAAAGACGAAUCCAAUUGUUAAAGACGAAAGGAAGUCGAAACAGCCAUCUGAUGAUAAAGUGGAAUGGCUAGAAAAAAUACGGAUGAUGCUGGAGUCUCACAAAGCAUUAACUGGUAACAACGGCCAUAAUCCCUUGGAAGCCUCUAGGACUAUUCGAAAAAUAAAUCAGAUCAAGGAGAAUACUGCUACUGUAGUAGAGGUAUCUAGAGAGUCAUUCAUGAAUACUUCGUCUUUGCUUGAUAAGGAUCAAGUUCAUGAUUUAGAGUCUGCUUAUUGGAACUUGAAAGAAAGAUAUUCUGAAGCAACAUAUUCCCUAGCUGAGAAAGAUAAAAGCCAUCAAUCAGAAUUACAGUUACUCCUAGAAAGCUUGGAAAGAGAUAAAGGCUUAUUAAACACGCUUACAGCUCAAAUUUCAGAAAAAGAUGAUGUUUAUGAGUCACGAAUCAAAACCCUUCGUGGAUUGUUAAACGACAAGGAUGUCCAAUUGGCAAAACUUCAAGGAGAGCUUGGAAAUAUAAAGCAUCAUGAAGGAAAGGGCCGAAAAAAAUUGGAGCGCGAGCUGCAGCAGCAAAUUGUUAGUGUGCGUGAACAAAUUGUGAACAUUAUUGCGGAAUACAAGCAUUCGUUUGAGGAAAUGCAGAAAGGUUUCUCCAUAAGGAUCUUUGAUUUAAAAAAGGCAUACCAGGCACAGCUUCAAGAAAACGUGGUUUACUUUGAGAAGAGGAAAGAAGAGGCGCGAUUACAAGAAAAUAGUAGCAAAGGAUACUAUGAAUCUCUGCUUUCUGAGAAAAAUACCGAAUUUAACCGGUAUCAGCAAAUGAUGGAAGCGAAGAUUUCCACUAAACAAAGAGAACUAGAUGAAAUUCAAGUAGAAUUGGACCGAACGAGCAAACAGUUAUCCGAAAAAAAGAAAGAACAUUUGAUGGCUCUAGAUGAAGCCGACAAGCUCAACAUGCUUUUGAAAGAAAACCAACAGAUGGUAAACGACAAAGGUCAUACUUCUUCCGAAUUCGAGUAUAAAGUGUACGAACUAACAAAAUCGAAUGAAUCAUUAUCUAGAAAACUUUUUGCUGAGGAGUCUCUUCGACGGCAACUACACAACACCAUUCAAGAAUUAAAAGGAAAUAUUCGUGUCUUUUGUAGAAUCCGGCCCUUCUUACCUCGCGAACGAAAAAAAUCGGAAGAGAUUGAGUCAGUCUUUCAUUACCCAGAUAGUCAUUCUUUAGAGCCUCGGGAAUUAUUACUUAAAGGACCUACUGUAGAGUCGUCUCUUGGUCAUGUACAUGAUAAAAACUAUUUUUUUUCUUUUGACCGAGUAUUUUCUCCAGAAGCUACGAAUGAAUCUGUAUUUCAAGAAAUCACUCAUCUAGUCCAAAGUGCUAUUGAUGGGUAUAAUGUGAGUAUCUUUGCUUAUGGGCAAACUGGAUCCGGAAAGUCCUAUACCAUGUUGUCGAAUGAUGGUAUGGUAACUCGAGCUGUAAAGCAGAUCUUUGAGUACAUCGAGCUACUUAAGGAAAAGGGGUGGAACUAUAAGCUACAAGGGCAAUUUUUAGAGAUUUAUAAUGAAAAGAUUUAUGACUUAUUGGACAAAAAUGGCUUGAUGCAACAACAAAAGCAUGACAUUCAUCAUGAUGAAAGAGAGCGACGCACAACUGUGGAUAAUGUAAGAGUGAUAGAUUUUGAGGAUGAAGAUAUGGUCUACAAGAUGUUGGGAAAAGCAGCGGAAAACCGUUUUAUCGCUGCUACGAAAGCUAACGAACGUUCCUCACGGUCUCACACUGUCUUUACGCUAUACAUUGAUGGAUGGAAUGAAAGCAUGAAUCAGGUUUGCCGAGGAACGCUAAAUUUAGUUGAUUUGGCUGGAUCCGAGCGUUUAAGUUUUAGCCAAGCAGAAGGAGAACGUUUACGAGAAACCCAAGCUAUAAAUAAAAGUUUGAGUUGUUUGGGAGAUGUUAUUCAUGCACUUGGAGUUGCAGCUUAUGUUUCUGGUAAAGGAAAAAACCAUAUACCUUAUAGAAAUUCCAAGCUUACUUAUUUAUUGCGAUAUGCUUUAGGAGAAAAUGCAAAAACACUUAUGUUUGUCAAUGUUUCGCCGCUAAAGUCUCAGAUAAUGGAUACCCUGAAUAGUUUACGGUUUGCAAAGAAGGUAAAUGAUACGAGGUUAGGACCCAUGAUGAAGAAUCGUGAGUCGAUGUCAUUUGGUACAUAA
Messenger RNA from Schizosaccharomyces osmophilus, 2412 nucleotides. It is a transcript of the gene pkl1, whose product is annotated as kinesin-14 family minus-end directed microtubule motor Pkl1. Gene Ontology annotation, molecular function: microtubule binding; microtubule motor activity; ATP binding. Bases 1 to 2412 code for a protein of 803 amino acids. Lineage: Eukaryota; Fungi; Ascomycota; Schizosaccharomycetes; Schizosaccharomycetales; Schizosaccharomycetaceae. Gene Ontology annotation, biological process: microtubule-based movement. The transcript has 4 exons. The record is from RefSeq and is a predicted model, not a curated record.